Messenger RNA from Lizanozyma spartinae, 2112 nucleotides. RefSeq names its product aminopeptidase P. The record is from RefSeq and is a predicted model, not a curated record. NCBI's taxonomy places the organism in Eukaryota, Fungi, Ascomycota, Pichiomycetes, Serinales, Debaryomycetaceae. Bases 1 to 2112 code for a protein of 703 amino acids. Gene Ontology annotation, molecular function: metalloaminopeptidase activity. The transcript has a single exon.
AUGUCUGCUUCGAUUAGAAGAGUCAACAGGGUCCAGUGUGCCAACUGCACGUGUUCGCCCGGGUUGUUAUCCCGGACCAACAGAAGAUCUUCCAUGAUGGUUAAGCAAAUUCACUUACAAAGACGAGGAUCACCAAGUGGUGGUAGCAGUAGACCUGAUUCCAGAAGAAGCAGUGGGAUCUGGACUUUGGAUGCAUCAUCUCUUUGUGCUCCUGAUACCAAGGAAAUCAACACCAGCAAGAGAUUACAGGCCUUGAGAGAAGUCAUGGCUGAAAAUGGAGUGGCUGUCUAUAUAGUACCCUCGGAAGAUCAACAUCAUUCUGAAUAUGUUUCUGCUGCUGAUCAAAGAAGAGCAUUUAUUUCUGGAUUCCAAGGUAGUGCUGGUGUUGCAAUUAUUACUCGCGAUGUCACUAGUAUGAAUGAAAUCCCUGAUGGGUUGGCUGCUUUAUCUACUGACGCUAGAUAUUUCAACCAAGCCACCAAUGAAUUAGACUUCAAUUGGCUUUUAUUGAAACAAGGUGCUCCUGGUCAACCCAGUUGGGAGGAAUGGACGGUUGACCAAGCUAUGCAACUUGCCAGAGAUUCAGGGGACAAGAUUAACAUUGGAGUUGAUCCUAAAUUGAUUUCAAUUUCGUUAUAUGAAAAGUUUAAGUCAGUUAUUGCUUCCAAAAAGAAGUCUGGGGUUUUUGUUGAAUUGGUUCCUGUUAACGAGAAUUUGGUUGAUAAAAUCUGGAACUCCUUUGAAGACCCUUCGCCUAAACCUUGUGAUAUAAUCAAAUCAUUGGAUGAUAAAUAUACGGGACAAUCUAUUGAAGAAAAGAUCGAUGCAGUUUUAGACUUGCUUAAAACUACAUGUAAGGCUAAUGGACUUAUUGUAAGUUCAUUGGAUGAUAUUGCAUGGCUUUUGAAUCUUAGAGGUUCAGAUAUUGAUUAUAACCCUGUUUUCUAUUCCCAUUUAAUUAUCUCCGAUGAUCGAAAGAUAACAUUAUUUGCUGAUAAUGACCGUUUUGAUACUAAAGUACAAGAUGCUAUGGCUGCCAAUAAUAUUACCGUUUUACCAUACACUAAUUUCUGGCUGUCCUUAGUACCUAUUUCCAAAGAAUUUUACAUGAGUAACAGAAAGCUUUUAAUUUCCAAAAAUACCAGCUGGGAAGUUAUAAGGCAAUUGAAAUGUCCAUUUCACCAAAUCAAUACUUCUCCCAUUGCUGAUUUGAAGGCUAUUAAAAACCCAGUGGAAUUGGAAGGAGCUAAAAGAGCCCAUCUUAAAGAUGGAAGAGCAAUUAUCAAAUUCUUAAGUUGGUUAGAGAAUGAAUUGGUUAUUAACAAUGAAUUAGUUGAUGAAAUUGAAGCUGAUAAUGUUUUAACUUCUUAUAGAAAAGUGGAAGAAUCUUUCCAGGGAUUACUGUUUGCUACAAUCAGUGCAACUGGUGCCAAUGCUGCUGUAGUACAUUAUAAGCCGGAAAAGGGACUGUGUUCAGUAAUAGAUCCUUCUAAGAUUUACUUGGUUGAUACUGGGGCUCAAUUCUUGGAUGGUACUACUGAUACAACUCGUACAGUUCAUUUCACCGAACCAACUCAAGAACAAAAGGAUAAUUAUACUUUGGUAUUGAAGGGUAAUCUUGCAUUAGGGGAUCUUAAAUUCCCAGAGGAAACUUAUGGAUUCUUCAUUGAUUCAAUUGCAAGACAAUUCUUAUGGAGUAAGGCUUUGGAUUACGGCCAUGGUACCGGACACGGAGUGGGCGCCUUUUUGAAUGUCCAUGAAGGUCCUAUAGGAAUUAGUCCGAGAUCAAACUUCAAUGUUUUAAAGGAAGGUAAUUUGAUUUCUAAUGAGCCUGGUUAUUAUGAAGAUGGAGCUUAUGGAAUUAGAAUUGAGAAUGUCAUGUUUGUUAAAUCUACUGGUUCUGAAUAUAAUGGUAAGAAAUUCUUUGAAUUCGAAACUGUCACCAGAGUUCCAUAUUGUCACAAGUUAAUUAAUAGACUGUUGUUAACAGCUCAUGAGAUUCAAUUAAUUAACAAUUAUCAUAAGGUCAUUUGGGAGGAAAUAAGUCCAAGUUUCACCAAGGGUUCGCUUGAAUAUAAUUGGUUAAAGAGGGAAACCAGUUCUAUAGUGUGA